This is a messenger RNA of Kwoniella shivajii, 474 nucleotides long. RefSeq lists its product as uncharacterized. Lineage: Eukaryota; Fungi; Basidiomycota; Tremellomycetes; Tremellales; Cryptococcaceae. The transcript is spliced from 6 exons. Gene Ontology annotation, molecular function: transmembrane protein transporter activity. Gene Ontology annotation, biological process: protein import into mitochondrial matrix. The coding region runs from base 1 to 474 and encodes 157 amino acids. Gene Ontology annotation, cellular component: mitochondrial inner membrane; TIM23 mitochondrial import inner membrane translocase complex. The record is from RefSeq and is a predicted model, not a curated record.
AUGUCACACGGCGACCAUUCUCGAGAUCCAUGUCCAUAUGUUAUCCUUAAUGAUUUCGGAGGUGCUUUCUCAAUGGGUGCCAUAGGUGGUGGUAUAUGGCAUGGUAUUAAAGGAGCAAGGAAUAGUCCUAGGGGAGAACGGUUCGUAGGAUCCAUGUCAGCUAUAAAAGCCAGAGCACCAGUCCUAGGUGGUAAUUUCGGUGUGUGGGGUGGAUUAUUUUCGACUUUUGAUUGUGCUGUGAAAGGAUAUAGACAAAAAGAAGAUCCUUGGAAUGCUAUCAUAUCGGGUUUCUUGACAGGUGGUAGUUUGGCUUUAAGGGCCGGUCCUCGAUCAGCAUUCGGUUCAGCUGUAGGAUGUGGUAUUCUCUUAGGUGUAUUUGAAGGUGUCGGUGUACUCAUGAAUCGAAUGUUCGCUCAACCAAUCCCGCAAAUGCAACUACCUGAACAAGCACCAGCUACUCCAGCUGUAGCGUAA